AUGCUAUCGCUGGACGAGCUCUCCCUGCCUCCCGUCACCGUCCCACCCCUAGAGGAACGCGAACAUGGUAUCGAUCGGCUGGCGGCCCUCGAGCGCCGCGGCGGCACGAGGCCCUCGGAGACGCUCGACGCUCGACAGCCGCUAGAAGACCUCUCGUCGAAACGCUAUAAGGUAGAGAUCGGCCAGGAGGACGAGGAUCUUCCGCGCCCGGGGGCGGUGCCCCCAACAGGCCUCCAGCUGGCGGAAUACGUCGUGGAGGAAUACCCAGUCGUCAAGCAGCUGCCUCUCCCUCUAGCCGAGGCCCUCGAUGAUCGUGCCGGUAUCCUCGCCCUCCCCCGGCGGCUAGGUCCGCUCACUGAUCCAGAGCUCCCGGCAGUGGGAGGGGGAGGCCCCUUAUCCCCCUAG
Molecule: messenger RNA, 405 nt
Organism: Penicillium crustosum
Lineage: Eukaryota; Fungi; Ascomycota; Eurotiomycetes; Eurotiales; Aspergillaceae
Exons: 3
Coding region: 1-405 (134 amino acids)
Source: RefSeq, a predicted model, not a curated record